CUGCUAAUAUUUUGAUAUCUUAUCUGCUGUUUUUUUGCACUCUUUCUUAGAAAAUCUUACCCCUUUAGUAGAUCUUAGCCUCUGGUGUUCAAAUGCCAUAGCCAAUUUCUGUUGUCUGCUGGAUCUUGGAUUAACUAUCCUCUUAGGAAACUGACACGGCCUAACAGGGUCCUUUCAGUGGCCCUAUUAAGAAGCUUACAGUAGGAGGCUUUUUACUAUUUUGAAAACACAUUCGGCCUGCACUCUAACUAAACAUGUCUCCAUGUGCACACCCAGUCCGUCAAAACCUGUUUAGCAGUCAUAAUAACACCGUCUCCUUGCCCCUCCCUAAUGUGACUGUAGUUAAAAACAAGUAAACCCGCAAUGCAAACAUACCCACACACAUUUGCGUGCUUACACGCUUUUCCUCUUUCCCUCCUUCAUACUUUCGUUCCACUUUCUGACUAGGACUUAAGUGUAAACUCAUGUUUUGAAUUGGUCCUGUCGGAUUACAACCAAGCCUUCGAUUUAAACCCUCCUCGUUGACAGACUGGGCGCAUAAGGGCAGGUUGGAGAUCCAUUUAGCGGAUAGUCUCUUAAUCUCCACGACAGGUCCACACAGAUGGUCACAGCUGUACCAAAGACUGUAGGCCCGAUGUCACUCUUACAAUGAAUCUUGAGGCCUUCCAUUUAUUCUCGUCAUCUAUGGCACCAUCCAGCGAAUCUUAGACAUGUGCGAGUGUUUUGCUGUGCUGGAGGAUGGAGUGUUGGCACACAACCUGCAGGAACAGGAGAUCGAGCAAUACUAUACCACCAACAUCCAGAAGAACCAGCUAGUGCAGAAUGACAUCCGUGUAGCGAAAAGGCUGCAGGAUGAAGAGGAAGAGGAGCAGGCCCAGCAGAGCACCCUCCUCAGACAGGCCUCCAGACAACUAGAGGAGGAAGACUUUGAGUAUGCCCGUGUAAUUCAGGAGGAGAUCCAGCGUUGUGCCGAGGAGUCCCGGAGGAGGGAGCAGGAAGAUGAGGAAAUAGCUAAACGAAUGCAGGAAGAGGAGGAGCAGAGAAUCAUGAGGAGGAGCCAUAGUGAAGGCAGCGCCAGCGAUCCUGCACUGCCAUCCCCACACCAGCACACAUUCAGCAGCAGCCUUCACCAACGAGAGGAGCAGUACCCUUCUACCACCACCAGGUGGCAAUGGCCUACUUCUCACAACCAUUCAGACUUAACAAGGCCUCAGGCUGACUCCCCCAGGGGGGUAGCAGCUCAGAGAAACACAAGUGCAUGGUCAAAUCAAGGACACACAGAUUCCAUAAAGGAAAUCAGGAGUGAAUUGGGAGAGCGUUUGAGUGAGGAUUCAGAGGACUCGGACACAGUUUUCUCUGAACAACUCUCUGUCAGGUCCCAGAGACUGAAUGAAAGACUUAAAAUAGCACCCCCUCGACGCCAGGCAUCUUUACAUCAGCCGCAAGUAAGAAACUACAGAAGUGUUAGCUCUCGCAGCAGCUUUACAGAGGAGGAGAGAGGCGAGUGGAAUGAGGACUUUUAUGAAAAUAGUGACCUAGAGAGGAGUAAGCCUAGGAAUUGGGAUCAGGAAAGGAACCAUGGAGAGGAGUACCAGGGUUUGCACAGGAGCAGAGAUCAGGAUAGAGACCAUAGGUUAGUUGAAGUAAGAGAAAGGCGAUGUAGUCGCAGUGAAUCUGUCAGGCUACCUGACAGGAAUAAACACAGCAACAGAGACUUGGCGAGGACCUGGAGCUAUAAGGACAACCCCGACAAGCAUGUCCAUUUUCAGGACAACACCAGGAGCUCUAACAGGCAGCAGGGGGAAACCACACGAGUCUGGGAGAUGCUGGGCCAGGUCCUCAGAGAGAGGGGCGUGCCUGUGAGGUUUGGCGUCAACGGGGCGCCACUACAAAUAAGGCCUCAAAGCAGAGACAGCCAGGUGCUUCAUGGGAGUGAGGUCUCCUGCAGCGACUCCCAACCACAUCAGAGAGUCUUCCAGAGAGCUGCCACCACCAGGCACAGUUUCCAUGGAGAUAUCAGGGAGAGGAGGAGACUGUCAUACCAAGAGAACAGUAGGAGAGAUCACAGAGAAGAUGGAAACGGACACCGUCAUAAUGUGGAGCGUGAUGGCAAGGUUUAUGAGAUUAAUAGAGACUUUCAUCUUGCUAACGGAGAUAGGGGAGGCAGUAGAAGGUGGAGAGGGCACAGGUACUUUAACGAUGACGAGAGGGAGAGGAAUGCAAAUGAUUGCAGGGUCAAGAGAACAACAAGCGAACGCAGGCAUUGGCACAAGACCAUAGAAGAAAGAUUAAGCUCAGAGGAGGAGCAGGAGGCGGAGAGGAGAGUAGAGCAGCCCCAUCGAAAAGCCCCACAGCAUAGCCAAAGACUCAGCAGCAGAAGCAGCAGGGCUUCAUCCAGGGAUAGGUCAAGGCACCUGGCAGCAGGAGCGUCGCUGCAACCACAGCCAGGCGAGACAAGCCUGGACCUGGGGGAGCUGCGGCAGGUCCUGCAGGAUGAAGAACUGGCUCACAAGCUGCAGGAGGAAGAGGAAAAGCUGUUGAGGAGGAACUCUCAGCCCUCGCCAUGCAGUUCUUACCCAGAGGGAGACUUCAGAGUAGCACAAGUGGCGCAGGAUGAGGAAAUUGCACGCUUUAUGCAGAAGCAGGAAAUUAAGUCAAAGCGAAGAUCUCGUGAGCUAGAAGGGCCGGCAUCGUGGCGCGAGCACAGAGCGAUGAUCAGUCAUCAUGACCGACGGGCUGCACGAGACCAACCGGUCCAACGAGAGAGGCUCGACUCAGAGGGUCUUCCUUCCCCCACUGAGGAGUGCUCCCCAGAGAACCAGCCACCCAGCCCCUUCUCCACUACACCACAAGCCCAGCAGAUCAGAAACAUUGCGGAGGAGCUGGACCCGACCUUCCAGGCCAGAAGGGAAAGCACAGAGAGCCUCCGAGUGGGACAAGCAGGUCCAACCUGUGAGACACUUCCCAUGCCACAUUCUGGCUUACAUGACUUACUCGAGGAGCCUACUUUCAUCCCACCCACAAAACGGCAAAAGGACAAAUCGGGACGCACUAAACUCAAAGAGAAGAAGGAAAAUUGCAAGCAACAAUAAUUUUCCACACAUUGUGCUGUUGGAGUGCAUCACAUCUAUAUAUUUUAUAACACUAAAUAUAAGUUCAGCUACAGAGCUCUUAUUAGUUUAAGAUUACAAGAAUAUAGUUCUCUCUACCAGCCACCCCUACUAGCACUUUAGACCAGUGGAACACAGAGAGAAUUGAGAGAAGUGAUAUUUCUUGAUUAAGUGAAUAAUGACAACACUUUGGACUCAUGCCUUUUUAUAAUUUUCAAAGGGAAAAAUUAGGUUUAUUGAAGUUUUGUUUGAAAUCUUCAUUGUUAAUGAGUGUUUAAUUUAAACAGUAUACCUUUUUAUUAUAUUUGUAACUUUUUGUUUGUUUUUAUUUAGUUGAUGUGUCAAGAGUCCAUCCAUUAUCUAUAAUCGCUUCAUGUUAUUUCAUUUGACAUUUUGGAUGCUCUCUGGUGGUGCAGUGGUUGGCACUGAUGCUCCACAGCAGUAAAACCAAAGCUGUCUAGUGGGACAAUCAAAAAUGUCAAACGACAAAACAAAAAGUUACUU
Messenger RNA from Sander lucioperca (pikeperch), 3614 nucleotides. It is a transcript of the gene ccdc187, whose product is annotated as coiled-coil domain containing 187. The coding region runs from base 711 to 3092 and encodes 793 amino acids. The transcript is spliced from 13 exons. NCBI's taxonomy places the organism in Eukaryota, Metazoa, Chordata, Actinopteri, Perciformes, Percidae. The record is from RefSeq and is a predicted model, not a curated record.